AUGAAGCACUGGAUAGGUCUGCGGCCUGGUAGAGACGCGGUCAGGCUAGAUGCGGAGGAGCGAGACGGAAAGAUAUACAUCCACAAUUACGGCCAUGGUGGUAGUGGCCUGACUCUGUUCUGGGGUUGUGGUAAUAACGUCCUGCAACUGCUGGAGGAACAUUUGAGCUCAAUCAAACCAACAAUAACAAAUUCAAAACUUUAA
Molecule: messenger RNA, 204 nt
Organism: Parnassius apollo (apollo)
Lineage: Eukaryota; Metazoa; Arthropoda; Insecta; Lepidoptera; Papilionidae
Source: the annotation of a GenBank genome assembly